Molecule: messenger RNA, 1254 nt
Organism: Daphnia magna
Lineage: Eukaryota; Metazoa; Arthropoda; Branchiopoda; Diplostraca; Daphniidae
Product: extensin-2
Exons: 3
Coding region: 117-1163 (348 amino acids)
Source: RefSeq, a predicted model, not a curated record
AAAAAGAGACGACAACGAUGCAGUAAGUCAGUGUAGUAAGGCACUUGGACACUCCAGCAACAACAUUAAAUUUUCUGUCGGUUGUGUUUCACAUUGCGUUCUUCAACUUGGCAACUAUGGCCAACUGCGCCGCAAUGAUGCUGCUGGCAGUUGUUUCCUUGAUGGCUGGAAAAGCCAUAGGUGGACCGAUGGGCUCAUCUUCCGGGUAUUACACGAGUCAAGCGCCAUACUACACCACGACGUAUGCAGCCCCCAGCUACUACACCACCAAGGCUCCGGAGUAUUACACGACAACAUAUGCUGCCCCCAGCUACUACACCGAGGCGCCCAAGUACUAUACGACCAAGGCACCCGAAUACUACACCACAACGUAUGCUGCUCCGGCCUACUACACUGAACCCCCGAAGUAUUACUCGGCUCCAAGUUACUACGCAGAGGCACCAGUUUAUUCCACCACAACAUACGCUCCUCCAAGCUACUACACCGAGGCACCCAAAUACUUCACAACAAAGGCACCGGAGUACAACAGAGCUCCCAAGUACUAUGCUGAGCCCAGCUACACCACCACCACUGUUGCAUACUACACCACAACGGAAGUAGCUAAGUACUACGUAGCUCCGACUUACUACGCUGGAACUUCCCAAUCUUACUACAGUGAGCCCACAUACUACACCGAGGCUCCACAGUACUACUCUGCUCCGUCUUACUACACCACGGUUGCGCCAUCUUACUACACCGAGCCCAGCUUUUACACAACCUAUGCUGCUCCGGCAUCCUACCCCGAGGCUCCAAAAUAUUCGGCUUCUAGUUAUUACACCGAAGCUCCGGUUUACUACACCACAUAUUCCAAACAAAGCUACUACACCGAGGCUCCACAGUACUACACUGCCACUUCUUAUUAUACCACUAAGGCCCCGGAGUACUACGCAAAGGAGAAGGCCGAAUACUACCCUACUACUUAUGCUGCUCCAGCUUACUACACUGAAGCUCCAAAGUUCUAUCCGGCCCCAAGUUACUACACCACCAAGGCUCCCGAGUACUACACCACCAAGGCUCCCGAGUACUACACCACCCCAUACGUCGCCCCCAGCUACUACAGCGAAGCUCCGAAAUAUUAUUCAGGUCCCAGCUACAGAACUGAAACACCAAAGUAUUACAAAUAGCUCCGAAGAUUUUAAUCAGAUGGUUCGAAAAUCAAUGUUUGUUUUAUUUUUGUUACACGGUAGACGUUACACAAUAUAAUGGUAUCCGCUA